AUGCGCCCAGAGCCCGGCUCCGGGGGUCCUCAAGCCUCCGCGUGCCCCCGGGGUCCUCAAGCCUCCGCGUGCCCCCGGGGUCCUCAAGCCUCCACGUGCCCCCGGGGUCCUCAAGCCUCCGCGUGCCCCCGGGGUCCUCAAGCCUCCGCGUGCCCCCGGGGUCCUCAAGCCGCCGCGUGCCCCCGGGGUCCUCAAGCCUCCACGUGCCCCCACAUCCUCCGGCCGCACUCCCAGCCCUCUCCUUUGCCUCGCCCUCCCGGGCUUCCCAAGGACGGCGUUCCCAGGGGGCGCCAAAGGAACCGAAUCCACCGGCCCCACUCCGUCACAGCCGCUGUCACCCAGCUCGGCCCUCCAGUCCCACAGGCCUCCGGGCCUCCUCCGCUCCCAGCAGGCCCCAUUCUGCACCCCUCCCCCAAGGACACGUGGCCCUUCAGGCCCCCUCCCAAGAGUCUGCGCGUGGUGCGUGGGAUGUCGGAGGACGGGUCUCGCCUCCGGUCUGGAAGAGAUGCGGAGGGUGGGGGCCAGAUGACUCCGGAGGGUGGGGGCCAGAUGACUCCGGAGGGCGUCUGGGCCCCGAGGGCAGCAAUCCGGAGCCCGCAGGCAGCCGGGCAGAUCUCGGGAUCACGUGAAACAGGCGGAGGUGACCUCCGCAUCCCGGGCCAUUCCCCGACGGAAAAGGCUGGGGGGCAGAGCUCGGGGCUGCAGGCGGGGCUCCUGCCCCCCCUCUCCUGGACAUGUAGCCCGGGGGUCCUGGCGCUCCCCCGGGGCUGCCGCACUCCCAACACCUGCCGUCCCUCCCACUGGUUUGCUCCCCACCCCCACGGGCAGGUCGGGGCCCUGUGGGUCCCCUGCAAGGACCAGGAGCACGCGUCCAGCUUGCUCCCAACUCCCCCACAGGACUGCCUGCUUAGCUUUCUGGGGGGCCGGCCCAGCCCAGGUUUUCCCGAUGACCCACCAGGGCUGGGCCGUUAA
Messenger RNA from Antechinus flavipes (yellow-footed antechinus), 972 nucleotides. Its product is annotated as proline-rich protein 2-like. The record is from RefSeq and is a predicted model, not a curated record. Lineage: Eukaryota; Metazoa; Chordata; Mammalia; Dasyuromorphia; Dasyuridae. The transcript is spliced from 3 exons. The coding region runs from base 1 to 972 and encodes 323 amino acids.